AUGGCAAGAGCUUCUUCUUCUAGAAACAAAAAACAAAGACAUGAUCCACUUUUAAAGGAUUUGGAUGCAGCCCAAGGUACCUUGAAAAAAGUUAACAAAUGGAAAGUAGCAAAAACUGAAGCUGCUGAAACCGAUGCUGGAAAGGGUGAAGAUGGCUAUAUAGAUUCCAAAGCAUCGAGAAAAAUUCUACAGUUGGCAAAGGAACAACAAGAUGAGAUCGAAGGUGAAGAACUUGCUGAAUCAGAAAGAAAUAAGCAACUCGAAGCCAGAUUCACCACCAUGAGUUAUAACGAUGAAGAUGACGAUGACGACGAAGAGGAAUUUGAAGAGGAUAUAUCAGAUUUCGAGCCGGAAGGAGAUUAUAAAGAAGAGGAAGAGGUUGUUGAGAUUGACGAAGAAGAUGCUGCGAUGUUCGAACAAUACUUCAAGACAUCAAAUGACUUUAAUUCUUUAGGUGGUAGCUACAACCUUGCGGAUAAGAUUAUGGCCUCUAUUAAAGAGAAGGAGAGCCAAAUUGGAGAUAUGCAAGACGAUGAACAAGCUGCUAAUGAACAGGGUACCUCAAGAGGCAAUAUAUCAUCCGGUUUGAGAAGCGGAGAAGGUGUUGCAUUACCGGAGAAGGUUAUUAAAGCAUAUACCACGGUCGGUAGUAUCUUGAAGACCUGGACUCACGGUAAAUUACCAAAGUUAUUCAAGGUUAUCCCAUCUUUACGAAAUUGGCAAGAUGUUUUAUAUGUUACCAACCCGGAGGAAUGGUCACCACACGUUGUUUAUGAGGCAACAAAAUUAUUUGUAUCUAACUUAACAGCCAAAGAGUCUCAGAAAUUCAUCAGUCUAAUUCUACUUGAACGUUUCCGUGAAAACAUUGAAACCAGUGAAGACCACUCUUUGAACUAUCACAUAUACCGAGCCGUAAAGAAAUCGCUUUAUAAACCAAGUGCCUUUUUCAAAGGCUUUUUAUUCCCACUGGUCGAAACGGGUUGUAACGUACGUGAAGCCACAAUUGCCGGAAGUGUGCUUGCUAAAAUCUCUGUUCCAGCUUUACAUUCUUCAGCAGCCUUAAGUUAUCUUUUAAGAUUGCCUUUCUCUCCACCUACAACCGUAUUCAUUAAAAUUCUACUUGAUAAGAAAUAUGCAUUGCCAUACCAAACGGUCGAUGAAUGUGUUUAUUACUUUAUGAGGUUUAGAAUUGUGGAUGACGGCAGUAAUGGGGAAGAUUCUACAAGAGUGCUCCCAGUGAUAUGGCACAAAGCUUUCUUGACGUUUGCACAGCGUUACAAGAACGAUAUAACCCAAGACCAAAGAGAUUUCUUAUUAGAGACCGUCCGUCAAAGAGGUCACAGGGAUAUUGGUCCUGAAAUUAGAAGAGAACUAUUGGCAGGUGCUAGUAGAGAGUUUGUUGAUCCUCAAGGAGCUAAUGAUGAUUUAAUGAUCGACGUCAAUUAG
Saccharomyces eubayanus is the source of this 1446-nucleotide messenger RNA. It is a transcript of the gene ENP1, whose product is annotated as snoRNA-binding rRNA-processing protein ENP1. Gene Ontology annotation, molecular function: snoRNA binding. Gene Ontology annotation, biological process: rRNA processing. The record is from RefSeq and is a predicted model, not a curated record. NCBI's taxonomy places the organism in Eukaryota, Fungi, Ascomycota, Saccharomycetes, Saccharomycetales, Saccharomycetaceae. The transcript has a single exon. Bases 1 to 1446 code for a protein of 481 amino acids. Gene Ontology annotation, cellular component: nucleolus; preribosome, small subunit precursor; cytoplasm.